Molecule: messenger RNA, 5443 nt
Organism: Clarias gariepinus (North African catfish)
Lineage: Eukaryota; Metazoa; Chordata; Actinopteri; Siluriformes; Clariidae
Gene: agla
Product: amylo-alpha-1, 6-glucosidase, 4-alpha-glucanotransferase a
Exons: 35
Coding region: 185-4951 (1588 amino acids)
Biological process (GO): glycogen catabolic process; glycogen biosynthetic process
Molecular function (GO): 4-alpha-glucanotransferase activity; amylo-alpha-1,6-glucosidase activity
Source: RefSeq, a predicted model, not a curated record
GCCUCUUUCAGCUGCAAUGAGAGCAACGUCCUGAUCUUCGAGCGGAGGAACGGCCUGCUGAGGGUCACAGGGGCCUGGAGCCUAUCCCAGGAGACUUAGGGCACGAGGCGGGGUACAUCCUGGACAGGGUGCCAAUCCAUCGCAGGGCGCACACACACGCGCGCACACUACAGGCAAUUUGAGAAUGCCAUUUAGCCUACUCUGCAAGUCUUUGGACUGUGGGAGGAAAUCGGAGUACCCGGACGAAACCCACCAAGAACAGGGAGAACACGCCCUGCAAACAGACCCCAGUAAAGGACAUUCUGCUGAGUUUCACAGUGCCAGUUCAGCAUUAAGCAGCGUGAAAAUGUCACGGCCUAAACACAUCCGAGUGCUAGUCCUCAAUGACAUGGAGAACCUGGAAAGAACCCUGUUCCGCUUAGAACAAGGGUUCGAGUUACAGUUUCGACUUGGGCCAACUCUUCAGGGGAAACAGGUCCACGUUCACGUCAACUACCCAGCUGAGGGGGGACGGUUUGAUCGCCACAGUUUCCGCACCCUCGACUGGGUCAAUCCCACUGGUAGAGAGGACGACUCUGAUAAGUUCUGCUCUCUGGAGGUGCACGUGGCAGGCUCUUACCAGUAUUACUUCGGCCACGGGGGUGAGGAGAAGGUUGGUGGUGGAUACGUGGUGGUGGAUCCAGUGCUCCGCGUCGGUGCUGAUAAUCACAUCUUACCUCUAGACUGCAUCAGCAUCCAGACAUAUCUGGCUAAAUGUCUCGGCCCUCUAGAUGAAUGGCUCGAUCGGCUCUCGGUGGCCAAAGAGUCGGGUUAUAACAUGAUCCACUUCACGCCGCUGCAGACACUGGGUGAAUCACGCUCCUGCUACUCUCUGGCCGAUCAGUUGGAACUGAACCCCGACUUCUCUCCUGCGGGCAAGAACUACGGCUGGAGUGAUGUGGGCAACAUGGUGAAGAAGAUGAAGAAUGAGUGGAACAUGCUUUGCAUUACUGAUGUUGUUUACAACCAUACAGCUGCGAGCAGUGUGUGGAUCCAGAAACACCCGGAGUGUGGCUAUAACCUGGUGAAUUCGCCCCACCUGAGGCCUGCGUGGGUGCUGGACAGAGCGCUGUGGCACGUCACCUGUGAUAUCGCUGAUGGGAAAUACACUGAGCGUGGAAUCCUGACCGCCAUACAGAGCGAACAAGAUCUCAAUGCCAUCCGUGGGAUCUUAUGGCAGCAUGUGUUUCCUAAGAUUAAGCUGUGGGAGUUCUUCCAGGUCAAAGUUGAGCCAAUAGUGGAGCGGUUCAGGACGUUACUUCAAACAGGGGCCAAACCUGACAGAAGCAAAAUUGACGAGAAGCAGCAGUUUAAGAUCAUCCAGGAUCCUCAGUACAGGCGCUUCCAUAGUUCAGUGGACUUAAAUUUAGCCCUGGUGCUGUUUGUGCCCAACGGGAACAGUCCAGGAGCCAUAGAAGACUGUUGUAACUGGUUCAGGAAGAGGUUGGAGGAGCUGAACCUAGAACAGUAUAAAGAAACCAACUAUCAUCAGGAGCAGGCUGCCAACUGUUGCAUCGGUACAAUACUUUAUGAGCGGCUGGCAGACAACGGCCCUAAAAACGGCGCCAUCACCAGAAAACAUCCACUGGUUACGAGGUAUUUCACGUUCCCAUUUAAGGAGACGUCUCUGGAAGAGGACCUUCUGCUCAUGGACCAGCCGGACAAAGCGUGUCACUUCCUGGCCCACAAUGGCUGGGUGAUGGGUGAUGAUCCACUGAGGAACUUUGCAGAACCAGGCUCUAACGUGUACAUCAGACGAGAACUGAUCUGCUGGGGAGACAGCGUGAAGCUUCGAUAUGGCAAUAAGCCUGAGGACUGUCCGUAUCUGUGGGCACACAUGCAGAAAUACACAGAAAUCACCGCUACAUACUUUACCGGAGUCCGUCUUGACAACUGCCACUCCACACCACUGCAUGUAGCUGAGGCCAUGCUGUGCGCAGCCCGGGCGGUCAGGCCUGAUCUGUAUGUCAUAGCCGAACUCUUUACAGGCAGCGAGCUGCUUGACAAUGUGUUUGUAAACCGACUGGGAAUAACCAGUCUAAUCCGAGAGGCAAUGAGUGCCGGAGACAGUCACGAGGAGGGUAGAUUGGUGUACCGUUAUGGCGGAGAGCCUGUAGGAGCCUUCUUGCAGCCGUGCCUCCGUCCUUUGGUGCCCAGCAUCGCCCACGCCAUGUUCCUGGACAUCACACAUGACAACGAAUGCCCCAUCCAGAUCCGCUCUGCGUUCGAUUCGUUGCCUAGCUCCGCUGUUGUCUCUAUGGCCUGCUGUGCCACAGGUAGCACUCGAGGCUAUGACGAGCUUGUACCCCAUCAGAUCUCAGUGGUGUCAGAGGAGCGCUUUUAUCAGAAGUGGAACCCGCAGGCCAAGCAGCCCAUCCCCGGGCAAGUCAGUUUACAGACAGGCAUCAUCGCCGGCAAACUGGCUCUGAACCGCCUGCACCAAGAGCUUGCGGCUAACGGCUUCAACCAGGUGUUUGUGGAUCAGGUAGAUGAAGACAUUGUUGCUGUGACUCGUCACUCUCCAAGUUCUCACCAAUCUGUCGUGGCUGUGUGUCGCACUGCCUUCCGUAACCCCAAACACCACCGAUACUCAAAUGAGGUUCCACCCAUGUUCAUCCCAGGUAAGAUAGAGGAGGUGGUGUUAGAGGCCCGUACAGAGGAGAUUCCUGCCGGUUCCUACAAAAAAGAUGAGAAGAGCAUUAAUGGACUGCCUGAGUUUACAGUGGAGAUUAAAGAGCACAUCCAGGUGGAGGACAGCGGUGUGGUGAAGCAGGCUGAAGUGACAUCCCGAGGCCGCAGCGAGUUUGUGCAGGAGAUUGAGUUCAAGCGUCUCACACCAGGCAGCGUCAUCGCUUUCAGGGUGAGUUUGGAUCCAAAGGCGCAGGAGCUUGUGGGGUUUUUGAGGGCUCACCUCGUCCAGUUUAACCCUGAAUACAAAGCAGGAAGUGUGCUGGAUGAGAAUGCUCCCGCCAUACUGAAGACCCCACUGAGCCAGAUCAUGGACAAGUUGACUCUGGCUGAUCUGAAUGUGCUGCUGUUCCGCUGUGAUGAGGAGGAGAAGGAGGACGGAGGCGGCUGUUAUAACAUUCCUGGAUGGACCACCCUUAAGUACGGUGGCCUGCAAGGCCUGAUUUCCGUGAUGGCUGACAUCAGACCUAAGAAUGACCUGGGCCACCCGUUCUGUAAUAACCUGAGGCAGGGAGACUGGAUGAUCGAUUAUGUCAGUAACCGUCUGGUGGCUCAAAAAGGAGCGCUUAGAGAGGUGGGUCAGUGGUUUGAGGCAAUGUUUGGCUACCUGAAACACAUCCCUCGCUACCUCAUCCCCUGCUACUUCGAUGCCAUCCUGGUCGGCGCGUACACCAAAGCCCUAGACACUACCUUCAAACAGAUGUCACCUUUUGUGCAGGAUGGUUCAACUUUCGUACGCUUGCUGGCGCUGGGUUCACUGCAAAUGUGUGGAGUGGGUCGCGUUCCCGCUCUUCCACCUCUCUCUCCGGCACUGCCCGAUGUACCACGCCGCAUCAAUGAGAUCACCAAGCAGGAAGCACAGUUUUGUGUCUCCAUGGCAGCAGGCUUGCCUCAUUUCUCCGCUGGAAUUUUCCGCUGCUGGGGCAGAGACACGUUCAUCGCCCUGAGGGGUCUCAUGCUGCUCACUGGUCGUCACCUGGAGGCCAGGAACAUCAUCCUGUCCUUUGCCGGCACUCUGAGGCACGGUCUGAUACCCAACCUGCUUGGCGAGGGCAUAGCUGCACGAUAUAACUGCCGUGAUGCCGUGUGGUGGUGGCUGCAGUGUAUUCAAGAUUACUGCACCAUAGUGCCUGAUGGAACAGCUAUCCUCAAGUGCCCCGUCUCCAGGAUGUACCCUGCAGACGACUCAUUGCCUCAGGCACCAGGCGCUGUGGAUCAGCCUCUGUAUGAUGUGAUUCAUGAAGCUCUCCAGCGCCACAUGCAGGGCAUUGAGUUCAGGGAGAGGAACGCUGGACCACAAAUCGAUCGCAACAUGAGGGACGAAGGAUUCAACAUUGUGGCCAAGGUGAACCCGGACACCGGCUUUGUGUAUGGAGGAAAUCGCUUCAACUGUGGCACGUGGAUGGAUAAGAUGGGCGAAAGUGACCGAGCUCGCAAUAAAGGGAUUCCUGCUACACCCAGGGAUGGCUCAGCUGUGGAGAUCGUGGGUUUGUGUAAAUCAGCUGUGCGCUGGCUGGUGGAGCUCCAUAAGUGGGGACUGUUCCCUUACAGCACCAUGACCAUCCACAGAGAUGGUAAACCACUCACCGUGUCCUAUGAAGACUGGAACAGAAAGAUCCAGGCCAGCUUUGAGAAAAUGUUCUAUGUGUCUCAUGACUCCAACGACCCCAAUGAGAAACAUCCUGAGCUGGUUCAUAAGAGGGGGAUUUAUAAGGACAGCUGUGGCGCCUCGAGCCCGUGGUGCGACUACCAGCUCAGACCCAACUUCACCAUUGCCAUGGUGGUGGCCCCCGAGUUGUUCACAGUGGAGAGGGCCUGGGAGGCUCUAAGUAUCGCUGAAGAAAAGCUGCUUGGACCACUGGGAAUGAAGACACUGGAUCCAGAUGAUAUGGUUUACUGUGGUGUUUAUGACAACUCUCUCGACAACGACAACUACAAUCUGGCCAAAGGCUUCAACUAUCACCAAGGCCCAGAAUGGCUUUGGCCAGUCGGUUAUUUCCUGCGCGCUAAGUUAUAUUUUGCCAAGAAGCUUGGAAAGGAAAUGUAUGACAAGACAGUGUUUCUGGUGAAGAAUGUUCUCUCUCGCCAUUAUGUCCAUUUGGAAAGGUCCUCAUGGAGGGGGCUGCCAGAGCUGACGAAUGAAAAUGGUCAGUACUGCAAGUUCAGCUGCGAGACUCAGGCCUGGUCCAUUGCCACUGUUCUGGAGGUCCUUCAUGACCUUUAAGCCUUCAGAGGCUUUUCAAAGGUCUACGUCUUCCUGAAUAUGUAGAUAGUUCCAUGGAGCCAGUAGAAAUGUUAUACAGCCGUGAAUGUGCAAUGUGUGGUACGAAAAUGAGCUACUCUGUUCUCUGUUAGGAUUUCUAAUGUGUCUGAUCCUCAUUUUAAACUCCCAUCUCAUUUUCCCUAAAUAACGCAAUAUCCCUCGACACUUAGAGUCCAUUUAAUAUUGAAUUACAAUGAGGCUUUCUCCAACGGGAUUGACUUCAAGCCUGUCGGUGCUACUGUUGUGUCUGUACCUGUGUGUUACUAUGUGUUAGCAUGCUAGUACCUACUGUAGUCUGUCAACUGCUGUGUUUUAGCAUUAUAUUUGAAAAGAAAAGAGAGUAUUUAGAUUUAGUUUACAUGUUAUAGAAUAACGUUUUGGUUCCGGUUUACAGCAUAAGGAUAAAUGGAUUAUAAGAACUAGUAAAAGAAAUAAAUCUAUAAGAGACCCAGA